Clupea harengus (Atlantic herring) is the source of this 4118-nucleotide messenger RNA. RefSeq lists its product as uncharacterized. NCBI's taxonomy places the organism in Eukaryota, Metazoa, Chordata, Actinopteri, Clupeiformes, Clupeidae. The record is from RefSeq and is a predicted model, not a curated record.
UACAUCCUGCUCAGAACGCAUUUUGAACGGUAGCGCAACCACAAGAUGUCGCUUUCAUAGUUGAAGACCUAUGGCAACCUACGCAUUUCCACCAGACUGUAUGGUAACAUGUGAGUGCUGGUACCGCCUACCUCAAAUACUCACCGACUUUGACAACGAGUGGCUACUUUGCUUAAAGGUGCGUUGGACGUUUCGACAGGGCUUCUUGAUAGAAGACUACACCGAGAAUGAAUUUAUGGGGUGAUGCUGCAGCUCUGCUGCUCCUGACAGCAGUGUGUCUGAGUUUCUGUGCGGAGGCCCUGGAGAAGGUGGAGGCCCGGUGCCAUUCUAACGUCAGCCUCCCCUGUGAUGCUCACAGCCAGAACUACCGCUCUCUCACCUGGUACAAGCUGCACAGCCGGACGAGUAUCCUCAAGAGGAAGGGGGGUAAUAUCACCACAUAUGAUUACCCCCGUGCAGUUGCCCUUGGGCCUCAGGGGGAGCUGAUCCUGCCCCGUGUUACCCCCGAUGACUCGGGCACCUUCGAGUGCCUCCGGAAGGCAAACGUUGGGGGGCAGAACCAGGAGUCAAUCAUUAACCUCUCUGUUACAGCCUGCAUUCGGCCCACGGAGGUGAUGCCCACGCCCAGCCUGCUGCCUGCUCUAGAGGGCCCCCUGCUGGAGGGGAUGGUGGUGGUGCACGCAGGCUGGGCCUUCCUUGGCUUCAGCUCCCUCAGCCUCCUCAAAAUCAUCCUCUGCUUCGUGUCCGUCAAGGUCUUUGCCAAGGUCAGAUGCUCCAGGAAUCAGCGGCUGGGAAGCCAAAGGUCACGGAGGUUUCAGGUGCGACCUAGGUUCGGGGGCGGAGUCGUUUCCUUUAUAAAGCGUGUCCUGCCGUGGAUGAAGGAGCUUGCUAGUACCGAGUGGCCUCACGUCCUGUUUCUAACGCCAACGGAUGGAUCUCUACUGUUGUGAAAUUGUGAUACUAGUCUUUUGUUAAUAAAUAAACCCCCUAGACACAAGCCCCCUUUGACUUUUUGUCUUUAAUGUUGCAGUCAGCGAGGCUGGCCGUAACAUAUUGGGAUCUUCGUCCGGUUUUUGAAUUCGGUUAGUAGUUGUCCAACAUUGCGACUGUUUGUGAGUAUUGUGUUGACUGGGUUAGGGUUAGGAGUAUUGGGUUAGUGUUUGUGAGUAUUGUGUUGACUGGGUGUAUUAGCGUGCAUUUGCGCUGGUAGCCACUGUCUGCCACUUUGUUAUUUUAGUUUGUUGUUUUCUGGUGGUAAUCCUUACGUGUGUGCGUUAUCAGGAGGUUUGUUGUAGGCUGCACUACUGGCUUGCUGCAUCCUCCUGAGCUAAACGGAUAAAGUAUACCAGGUAGGGAACCCACUGAAGACUAGCAAGGGUAAGUUAGAGUUUUCUAUUUUCAUAGGUAGGUAGGGGUUGCGGUGUGGUAGCGAAGUCACCCAGUUAAGUCUCACGUUUUUGCGUCGCCUUGUAGACUUUUGAGCAUCCUGUUCGUGUGUGGGCGUGACUUCUGAUCCAUUCGGGAGUGUUUUGUGAUUAUUUUGGGGCACUUUUUGUGAUCACUGCGUGAAUUUUGUGGUAUAGCAGCCAUUUUGAUUUUGUUUUGUGUGUAGUGGUAGUGUGGUUGUGUGAUCAUGACUUCUGCAGCGCAGGACUUGGCAGACAAUCCCUCGGAGGGGGCAUUUCACCGCCUCACGAAAGAUCAGCUGAUAGAGGUAGCAGCGAUCUUUAAGAUCGAGUUGACUAGCGGUGAAAAGCAAAUAAAACGCACCGUUAAGUCCGUCAUACUGCCCUUUUUGGUGGAGAAGGGAGUCUUGCCACCAGUAGAUAUGAGAGAGACGAUUCACAUGAAGGAGCUGUCUAUUGAGGAGAAAAAAUUGCCUCCCUGGCGCGGUUGCCACCCACCUCAACGAGCGUCAGGUUGACACUCUGCACGAAGCUGUUGUCUUGGCUGACGAGUUUGCGUUAACGCAUUACUUCUACUCCAGAGACCCGCACAGGCCAAUUCCGCAGAGAGAGGGUAUUGCGUUCUUCCAUUAGCCCGGAGCAAGCCUGUUUCUAUUGUAAGAAGCGCGGACACUUGGUGGCAGAGUGUCCGGUGUUAGAGAGGAAACAGGCUGCGGAUAUGGUCACCGUAAUUAAAGCUACUCCCCAUCCAACGCUGCCAAUGACCGAAUCCACCAGUGACUCAGAGUCUGGUUAUGAGCCUUUUCUCAGUGACGGUUUUGUGUCGCUGCCUGGUGGGCAACACCUUACACCGAUGCGCAUUCUCCGUGAUACUGGAGCCUCACUAUCGUUCAUCUUGCAAGGGGUUCUACCUCUCUCUGGUGAGUCAAAGAUUGGCCCCAGCGUUCUUGUGCGCGGUUUUGAGAUGGGCUCGACCAUUGUGCCACUCCACCAGAUAGAGUUGAAAUCUAACGUGCUUACAAAAGGCAGUGUAGCUGUCGGCGUUCGUAGAUCUCUGCCAGUUCUGGGAGUCACGUUUAUUCUAGGAAAUGAUAUCGGUGGUGGUAACGUUUGGAGUAGGGUUAAUUCGGAAGAGUUUCUGCAGGUUGCUGAACCUGUUGAACUUAUGAUUCACGAAUUUGCGCAGCAACAUCCCGAUGUGUUCCCCGCCUGUGCGGUGACUCGCGCUAUGGCGGGGGGAAACUCCUCGAAGCGUAGGGAGCGCUCAUCCUCUUGACGAGUCGGUAGUUCCGAAGUCAUCUCCUAGUGUUCGUCCUACUAGGUCUGACAAGGAAGCAAGUAAAGCUGGAAAAUAAUCUGGCCGAUUCACUAGCGAAAACCUAGUUGCUGCUCAGAAGGCUGAUAUGUCACUCGCCUGUCUUUUUCAAGCUGCCUCUUGCGAUGUCGACCUUAAUCAGGAAUGCUUCUUCGUGAGAGAUGGCAUUUUAAUGAGAGACCUAAUAGUGUUCCUGACCAGGGGAAUUCGGUCCAUCAGAUUGUGGUACCAUCUGUGUAUAGGGAGGAGAUUCUAAGAGUAGCCCACGAUGGCCUGGCUGGUCAUUUGGGUAUUGCGAAGACACUUAACCAACCACCAUCGAACUUUAUGUCCCGCGUGUUCGCUCGCACGCUGAAACAGCUGCGCAUACAACAUAAUGUUUCCAGUGCCUAUCAUCCUGAGAGCCAGAGGGCACUGGAACGUUAUCACCAAACGUUGAAGGGCAUGUUGCGUACGUAUUGCUUGGAGUCUGAUCGAGACUGGGCCGACGCCGUUCCCUGGUUACUGUUCGCAAGCAGGGAGGUAACCCAAGAAUCCCUUGGAUUCAGUCCUGCUGAUCUUGUGUUUAGGCACACACCCCGUGGGCCUUUGGCCGUGUUGAAAGAUCAGUUUUUAAGUGAGUCUCCUGUCAAGGACGUCUGCAGCCAUGUUACGAAUUUUAGGUCUCGUCUCCACCGAGCCCUUGAGUUGGCUCGAGAGAAUCUUGGGCGAGCUCAAGGUAAGAUGAAAAACUGGUAUGACCGUAAAGCGGUCAGUCGCCACUUUGAAGUGGGUGAGAAAGUCCUUUAGCUUCUUCCGAUUCCAGGUUCUGCGUUGCAAGCCCAGUUCAGUGGUCCGUAUGUGGUAGAGGACAAGGUCUCUGACCGUGAUUACGUAAUUGCUACUCCCGAUCGGCGCCAGCAGAGGCGUCUAUGCCAUGUUAACAUGCUGAUGCCUUAUUUUGAGCGUGUUCCAAUCGCUGCUUGUAGUCCAGUGUCCGAUACGUUGCCAUCCACGGAUGGUACGGUGCUGCUUUCUGUUUUGGUGGAGGAGAGUGACGACGCUGAGAGUUGCCCGGCCCGUGCUGUGGUUGAGGGGCGUCUUAACAAUACUGAAACACUCUCUGUUUUGCCUGAACAUCUCCCACACCUCUCAGACUCCCAGAGGGCUGACGUUUUAGAGAUUAUUCACCAGUUUCCUGAGCUGUUUAGUGAUGUACCGAAGCAAACUCACGACAUAGAACAUGACAUUGAUGUAGGUACUGCUGCUCCAAUUAAGCAGCACCCGUACCGGGUGAAUCCGGUAAAACGAGCGGUCUUGAGAAAGGAAGUUGAGUACAUGCUCUUGAAUCGGAUCUCUACUGUUGUGAAAUUGUGAUACUAGUCUUUUGUUAAUAAAUAAACCCCCUAGACACAAGC